Arvicola amphibius (Eurasian water vole) is the source of this 2074-nucleotide messenger RNA. It is a transcript of the gene Nr4a3, whose product is annotated as nuclear receptor subfamily 4 group A member 3. Lineage: Eukaryota; Metazoa; Chordata; Mammalia; Rodentia; Cricetidae. The record is from RefSeq and is a predicted model, not a curated record. The transcript has 7 exons. Bases 25 to 1917 code for a protein of 630 amino acids. Gene Ontology annotation, cellular component: transcription regulator complex; nucleus. Gene Ontology annotation, biological process: cellular response to corticotropin-releasing hormone stimulus; regulation of transcription by RNA polymerase II. Gene Ontology annotation, molecular function: nuclear receptor activity; RNA polymerase II cis-regulatory region sequence-specific DNA binding; nuclear glucocorticoid receptor binding.
UCAAUCAGAUUUGGAAAUGUGGAUAUGCCCUGCGUGCAAGCCCAAUAUAGCCCUUCGCCUCCGGGGUCCACUUAUGCCACGCAGACGUAUGGCUCGGAAUACACCACAGAAAUCAUGAACCCCGAUUAUGCCAAGCUGACCAUGGACCUCGGUAGCACAGGGAUCAUGGCCACCGCCACGACGUCCCUGCCCAGCUUCAGUACCUUCAUGGAGGGCUACCCCAGUAGCUGCGAACUCAAGCCCUCCUGCCUGUACCAAAUGCCGCCUUCCGGGCCGCGGCCUUUGAUCAAGAUGGAAGAGGGCCGUGAACACGGCUACCACCACCACCACCACCACCAUCACCAUCACCACCACCAUCACCAACAGCAGCAGCAGCAGCCAUCCAUUCCUCCUCCCUCUGGCCCUGAGGACGACGUCGUGCCCAGCACUUCCAUGUACUUCAAGCAGUCUCCGCCGUCUACGCCAACCACGCCAGGCUUCCCCCCGCAGGCGGGGGCGCUGUGGGACGACGAGCUGCCCUCGGCGCCUGGCUGCAUCGCACCGGGCCAGCUGCUGGACCCGCAGAUGAAGGCGGUUCCCCCGAUGGCUGCCGCGCGCUUCCCGCUCUUCCACUUCAAGCCCUCUCCGCCGCACCCUCCAGCGCCCAGCCCAGCGGGCGGCCACCACCUCGGCUACGACCCCACAGGCGCCGCUGCACUCAGCCUGCCCCUAGGAGCCGCGACUGCCGCCGGCAGCCAAGCUGCUGCGCUCGAGGGCCACCCGUACGGGCUCCCGCUGGCCAAGAGGACGGCCACGCUGACCUUCCCGCCGCUGGGCCUCACAGCCUCCCCUACGGCGUCCAGCCUUCUGGGAGAGAGCCCUAGCCUGCCAUCGCCACCCAACAGGAGCUCAUCAUCCGGCGAGGGCACGUGUGCGGUGUGCGGCGACAAUGCCGCCUGCCAGCACUACGGGGUACGCACCUGCGAGGGCUGCAAGGGCUUCUUCAAGAGAACGGUGCAGAAAAAUGCAAAAUACGUUUGCCUGGCAAAUAAAAACUGCCCAGUGGACAAGAGACGCCGCAAUCGAUGUCAGUACUGCCGAUUUCAGAAGUGUCUCAGCGUCGGCAUGGUUAAAGAAGUCGUGCGUACAGAUAGUCUGAAAGGGAGGAGAGGCCGGCUGCCUUCCAAACCAAAGAGCCCACUGCAGCAGGAGCCCUCGCAGCCUUCCCCACCGUCUCCUCCCAUCUGUAUGAUGAACGCCCUCGUCCGCGCUUUGUCAGAUGCGACACCCAGAGAUCUGGAUUAUUCCAGAUACUGUCCCACCGACCAGGCGACUGCAGGCACAGAUGCCGAGCACGUGCAGCAGUUCUACAACCUCCUGACGGCCUCCAUCGACGUGUCCAGGAGCUGGGCAGAAAAGAUCCCAGGAUUCACUGAUCUCCCUAAAGAAGAUCAGACGCUACUUAUAGAAUCAGCCUUUUUGGAUCUGUUUGUUCUUAGGCUUUCCAUCAGGUCCAACCCUGCUGAAGAUAAGUUUGUGUUCUGCAAUGGACUUGUCCUGCAUCGACUUCAGUGCCUUCGUGGAUUUGGGGAGUGGCUCGACUCCAUUAAAGACUUUUCUUUAAAUUUGCAGAGCCUGAACCUUGAUAUCCAAGCCUUAGCCUGCCUGUCAGCACUGAUCGUGAUCACAGAGCGACAUGGGUUAAAAGAACCAAAGAGAGUGGAGGAGCUAUGCAGCAAGAUCACGAGCAGCUUAAAGGACCACCAGAGGAAGGGGCAGUCCCUCGAGCCCACCGAGCCCAAGGUCUUCCGUGCACUGGUGGAACUGAGGAAGAUCUGUACCCAGGGCCUCCAGCGCAUCUUCUACCUGAAGCUGGAGGACUUGGUGGCCCCACCUUCAAUCAUCGACAAGCUCUUCCUUGAUACCCUGCCUUUCUGAGCAGGGAACCCCUCGCUCUGCUGGCAAUUGAUCACUAAGCUAGCUAAAGGAUGGAUCUGAUCACCCGCCACUCCAUUCUUCCUUCAGGGGAAAAGCAGCUUCCAUAGAAAACAAAGACUUUUUUUUCUGGUACCUUUACUUACAACCUAAAGCCAGA